Molecule: messenger RNA, 1959 nt
Organism: Zasmidium cellare ATCC 36951
Lineage: Eukaryota; Fungi; Ascomycota; Dothideomycetes; Mycosphaerellales; Mycosphaerellaceae
Exons: 1
Coding region: 1-1959 (652 amino acids)
Cellular component (GO): nucleus
Source: RefSeq, a predicted model, not a curated record
AUGGAUGAUCAACCUCCAGACGACGGUCUGAAGUGGUUUGGUGAAGGCUUUGAUGGCUUUCCCAAACGCCUACCGGAUGACUGUGUGGAAUACAUAAUCUACGUCGUCGACCAGAAAUUGAACAACACCAUCGCCGUUCGCAAUCGACUCAACGAGAUACUGAAAGCCGUCAACGAUCUCAAGAAGAAGCACUUGAAGGACUACAUCUGGCAACGAGAUGGUUUUGAGCUCACUGUACACCCAAAGCUCGACCUGUCAAAGCCUGAUAACUCGAGGCCUGCAAACGGACCCUCGCAAACGCCGCCACAUCUUCGAGGGCGAACAGACUUUGGCGACUCAGUCGCAGACGAAUGGAUCAUCGUCUUUCUCCUUGUCGAGAUCAGCAAACGGUUUCGAGAUGCUUGGAUCCGCGUCUACGAUACCGAUGGCGAGUUCCUCCUCAUAGAAGCUGCCAACUCGCUGCCAAAGUGGCUCAACCCAGACGUUGCCGAGAGUCGUGUCUGGCUCAACGAGGGACAUCUCAAGAUCGUUCCUAUGGGACCUGAAGCAUCGCGCAACCUGGCUGUCCAAGAGGCUCUUACCUUGAUCCGCCAAGACCAGGACAAGCUCCUUAUUGAGCCAGCAAUCGAGAAGGAGGCAUUCUACAGACUACGGGAGUAUCCUUCCGCUAUCUCCUCUUCAUUCCACCACGCUCUCAUCACAAUACCAAGAAGACUGGCAUACAUUCUUCACCGCAGUCCAGCGUUCAUUUCCCCAGCCACUGAGUCAUUCUAUCUUCGAGAUCCCGUCAGUCUAAAGCCGCUGAACACGAAAGAUCUCUCGACACUCUCCUUCUCUCCUGAGGACUUCGUCACAAUCAGUGUCAAGUUCACAAAAGUUGGAUACGCUCAACUUCGAAGUCAAGUCUUCGACCCGCCACCGGCGUGGACGGCUGUCAUCCCGCGCAUGCAAGAUGAGAAGGUCGCGAUCGGCAUGAAGCUGACAUGUGGUUUUGAGAUGCUCGUUGCAGACCCGCAGAACCAGGACAAACGAAGUGUCCAAGCCAUUAAGCUGCUUCUGGAAGAUCUUGAGAGCGGCGACGAAACAUUACCCUCGGACGAGGAGAUUGCUGCUUGGCCAAAGACUCAGGAUGAUGAAAAGUGGCUCGACAUCGACUACAACGACUUUGAGAAUGAACUUUCCGGUAAAGGUGGAUCGAAAAAGAAUGCAAACGAUGGAGGUUUUGGCGAUCAAGGCGCACAAGAGAACUUGAGGAAGAUGGUCUCUCGAUUUCAAGAUUUUCUUGAAGAUGAUGAGGCUGGCGCGGAUGGCGUGGACGAUUUGGAUGACGACGACGAUGAUGAGAGUGGCGAUGACGAUGCCGAUGAGGACAAAGAAAAAGUGGACACAUCUGCAGCGGAUGAAAUGGAAUUCGAAAAGUCCAUGAAUGAGACGCGCACGAUGUCGGAGGAUCAUGUCAAGGCCAGUGGCUUGUUAGAGGAGGCGCGCAAACUUGCUUUACAGGAUGACGAGGAUGCCAGUGACUUCGACGAUGAAGAGCAGUUGCAGAAGGUCAUGGAGUUGAUGGAGAAGGAGCUCAAAGGCCACGGUGCUCUCGUCCUCAAUGGCACGGGGGAGUCGAAAGUCCAAGGCAAGGGAAAGGGACCCGCCACGGCAAAGACUUCAAAAUCUGAAGCUACUACGAAGCCCUUCUUUGGCCCAGAACGGCCACCAGGCGCGCAGUCCAACGCUGUGGUUAAGAAGAGUGUGCGCUUCGACGACGGUGACGAAGAUGAUGAUGAUGUUGGGCCUGGUGAUGGAGAGCUCAGCUCAGACGAUGAAGACUACAACGACGUCGACUUAGACUUGGCGAAGAACAUGCUGGAGUCUUUCAAGGGCCAGGCUGGUAUGGCAGGCCCGGCCGGGAAUUUGAUGAGAGCGCUUGGCGUCAACAUGCCCAGGGACGAAGACGGCGAUUGA